Molecule: messenger RNA, 1419 nt
Organism: Beta vulgaris subsp. vulgaris (sugar beet)
Lineage: Eukaryota; Viridiplantae; Streptophyta; Magnoliopsida; Caryophyllales; Amaranthaceae
Product: gamma-soluble NSF attachment protein
Exons: 2
Coding region: 306-1193 (295 amino acids)
Biological process (GO): intracellular protein transport
Cellular component (GO): SNARE complex; vacuolar membrane
Molecular function (GO): syntaxin binding; soluble NSF attachment protein activity
Source: RefSeq, a predicted model, not a curated record
AAACUAACUCUUUAAAUUCCAAUCUGUAGCAUUUGCUGCGAUUACAAGGGAAUUCCAUCUCUCUACAUAUUUCAGAUUUCAAUCCAGUUUUGUUUUUUGUCUAAAAAUUUCGAAUUCGGAUUUUGUAUUUGCAGCAUCAAUUCAAGUUACUUUUCGAGGAAGGAGAAUAGGAGAUUGAAGAAUUUUUUCGGCGAUUCAAAAAACAAUUGCAGGGACUUUGAAGUUCUGUACGAAGUAUUUUUCUGUUCUGACAGCUCUCAGUAGUUCUGUCCUGGAAAUACUCUGUUGCGUACUGCAACUCAGCCAUGGCCGGUUCAGAUCCUGAGAAGCUGAUAGCCAAAGCUGACAAAAUGACCAAACUGAGUUUUACUAGAUGGAAUGCUGAUUGGAAAAAUGCAGCAAUUCUAUAUGAACAAGCUGGUGUUGCAUUCAGGCUUGCUAAACAAUAUGAGAAAGCAAAGUUAGCUUUUGAGAAAGCAUCCAAGGGACAAGAGAUGCUCUCCUCGCCUUGGGAUGCAGCUAAACAUAUGGAAUCUGCUGGUGCAAUGGCCAAGGAACAUGGAAGCUGGAAUGAAGUUGCGGACCUCUAUACCAGGGCUUCAGAGUUGUACAUCGAGUGUGCAAGAUCGCAACCCGCCUCAGAUGCUCUUGCAAAAGGUGCUCGUGCUUUGGAAGAAUCUCUUCCUGAGGCAGCUGCUCGUUUAUACAUGAAUGCUUGCGAUAUACUUGAAGAGGAUGAAAAAGAGCAAAUGGCUUUUGAUCUGUAUCGAGGUGCUGCUAGUGUGUAUAUAAAACUUGAGAAGUAUGAAGAUGCUGCAAGUGUCUUACUUAGGUGGGGCUUAUCAGCUGAUAAGUGCAAUGCAAAAAAUAGCCAAUGCAAGGCUUAUCUAAGUGCCAUCGUUGUUUACCUCUACAAACAUGACUUUAAACAAGCAGAGAAGUGUUACAAUGAUUGUUCACAAACUGAUUCUUUCAUGGGUAGUGAUCAGUUCCGUGCUGCUAGUAAUCUUCUAUCUGCUUAUAGAGAAGGGGAUAUUGAAGAAAUUAAGCGUGUUGCGCAAUCUAGCAUUAUUUCAAAUUUGGACCAUGUAAUAAUCAGGCUCGCCAGGAAGCUGCCUACUGGGGAACUUGAUAUGGUUCAGACUGAAGCUGCUGAAGAAGGAGGUGAACUGGAUGAAGAUAACCUCAUUUAGUUCCAGACUAAGUUAUGAUAUAAUAGCGGUUAUACCUCGGAAAUCGGAAAGGAAUUUCAUUCCUUUUUUUUAAAGGGUUAAGAGGUAUUUUGAGUGUUGUAAAAAGCUGUUGGAGGGUCUGUGUUUAUUAAUACUCGUUUGGAUUUGGUUAAAUGUCUGGGUUAACGAAUAAUAGUUUGAAUUGGCUGCAUCUUAUAUAUUCAUAGUCUUCUGAAUCGUUUCCCAA